AUUUGUUUUUGUCUGAAUACUAAAUUGAGAAAUACCGACUCAUCCGGUCACCGGUGCUCCUUCCGGUAACCACACCUCUCGAAAGCCACCAACGGCUACUAAUAAAAAACCAGAAUCGCCGGUUACCACAAACUCACACGCAUUCAUUCUUCAUAGCGUUAUUUUUUUUUUUUCUUUUCUGAACGGUUAAUACCGCGAUAUUUUUGUUUCCCUCUCAUUCAUUCCGUUGGAAAAGUCACUUUCACUCUCUUUCUUCACCGAAUCACACGUUUCGUGCUGUUUCUUACUCUCCAAAAUCAAUUCGUACUUUCGCGGAGUUACAAAACAAAAAACACGAACGAAGAAAAACAAAGACGAGAAUCUCUCUCCGUCACCGUCGCCGUCGUUAUGGAGUUCGGAGCCACCACAGCGACGUUAACGAAGAAACUAUCUAACAACUACAGUGUUUCCGGAAGAUCUGCUUACGACGGCGUUUUCGCUGCUCCUAUCAAGCUAAGAACUCCAAAUUUCUCUCAACUCGAUGAUUACAACGAGAUUUUCGGUAGCUCCGGAGCUUCUUCUUCUUCGAUUCCGAUUCUCGAACUUCCGGAGCUCAAAGAGAGGAGAGUAAUGACGGAAGAUGUUCGUCACUCGAAGCUCGAUUACUCGAAUGUCUUCGGCGGUUUCGAGAAUCUAGACGCUGCUGUGCCGUUUGAGGAGGUGGUUGUUAAGAAGCCUAAAGAGAAAAGUAGUUUCAGAAACGGAGCAGCGAAACGGAACAAAGUCAAAAGUGGAGAACAAACUUUCCGGGAAGAUCAUACUAAUUCUUCAAAGGAAAUUCCGGCGGUAGCACCUUCAUUUAAUGGUGCCAAAAGGAUCAAUAUGUCAUAUCAUAAAGUUAGCCAAGGAAAUGAAAAUGGAGAAAAUGGGACAACGCAUAUUGCUCAACUUCAUGCUGUUCCUGCUUACACUCGUUUAAUUGAAGAAGUCAAUUCAGUGAAGAUGAACGGCACUAAAAAGUCCAUACCAGUAGCAGUAGCACAUGAUACUUCUUCUGGUAGUCAUUGUGAUGAGGGGAUAAAAGAAGGUGGGAGCUAUGCUAAAUCAUCUGUCGAUCCUUCACCUAAUAAUGCCAAGAAACAGUCUUCCAACAAUGGAGGGAAAGAUAUAAAUAGACCCGAGUCUGACUCUAUUGACCUGUUUUAUGAUGCGUGCGAGACUAGCUAUGGAAGUGAUGGAAUUCAUGAAGUCAAAGCUCCUUCUUCACAGACUGUGACAGCUAAUUUGGAGGAUAAUAAUAUUAAUAACUUCGAUGCUUCGAGAUCAAUGGCAACCAACUGCCAAACAUCUAAAAGUGGCAGAUAUGAAAGUCCUGCUGGUGCCGAUUCGCCAACAUACUUAGAGGAUACGGUUGACUCAAAUUCAGCUGCAGCAGCUUCUGUAGCUGCUUUAAGGAAGGCAAUAGAAGAGGCUCAAGUAAGAAUUAAGGUUGCAAAAGAAUCAAUGAGAAGAAAGAAAGAAGGCUAUCCUGAUCGUGUCAAACAGAAGUCUAGUAUUGACUUGAAAGUCAAAGAAAAAAAGGAAGCUAAACUUGCAUACAGAACAAUGAAAGUUAAAGAGAUUAAUACAAGGCAAACAUUUGGAGAAAUGGAUGCUUUGAUGCCAAUGAGAACAGAGAAAGUAAGAUCAGAUAUUGGGGUUAAAGAAACGUGUACUGCCAACGAAGCACAGAAUAAAUUGAAAUUGUCUCGAGCAGAACAUAAGGAAGAUGUUGAACUGAAAGAAGCAGAUCAGAAAGGAAAAGAUCUCGAGCUUAAAGAGGCAGGAAAUGCUAAGAAUGUCCCAUAUGAUAGGAAUGCUUCUGAAAAACCAGAAGAAUUUGAUCAUUCAGUAGAAAUGGUUAAGGAAUAUUUGGAACGGGAGAACUAUAAAGAAGUCUGUGCAGAUAACGAAGAGGGUUCUAGUGGAGAACAUGUCCACGAAACUAAGCAUAGGUGUCAAGAAGUUGUUGGUGAAACAAUACUGAUUCGGGAGACACUUGACAGUGGAGAUACAGACAAAAGAUUGAAGAUUAAAGAAGUUGAGAACAAGGUUACACCGUUUAAUGAACCAAAUGGCCAUGUAAUUAACCUCGGCGGGAAACCGUCAAUGACAGGAAAUAAAGAAAAUAUUGGCUAUAAGCCAGAAGAUGGUAAGAAGGCUAAAUGGUCCAUUGAUCCGGAAGAAUGCCAAAAAAUAUUGAGAGCUAUUCAGGAACUGGGAAAAGGUGAGAAACACAUUUCUCAAGAGCAAAAAGAAAGUGAUGUUGAAGUGGUCGAUGGGCUGGAAGAAUGUGAAUUGACAGAGUCUCUGGAGCCAACAGACAGUGAGGGACCGUGCAGUCCUGAUCGUUCAGAACUAAUAAGCACGGACAAAGAAAUAUAUAACUCGGGGUGUUUAGAGGAUAAAAAAAGAAGGGAUACAUCUGGUUUUUUGGAUGUAAAUCAAGAGAUAAAACAUUCCUAUUCUCAAGAAGCCACUGAUAGUACAUUUAGUGAUAUCUAUGUGCAGGAAAUCAUGGAAGAUAUUGUUGACCAUAUUCACGAUGAUGAAGAGAUUUAUGAAAGAAAUACAAAGGCUUGUGAUUUAGAUGGACAUGUGAGGCUUCAAGAUGCCCAUCCUCGUGAAAAUGAACUCGAGGGAGCCACGCAUCUGAUGGAAGAAAAUGAGAUGGAAAGGGAAGAUAACAAGGUGCUAGAAGAAGUUAUAGAGACUCAAACUGAUCCAAUUUAUGAAGAGAUAAGAGAAGAAGAAUCUGGCAUCGACACAGAACCCAGUUCUAGCUAUGAGCCGGUUGAAACUGAGAAGUUGAGCAAAAUUCAGGUUUCUAAUACAGUCAAUGAAACUCUUGAAGUAACUCCAGAGUUUUAUUCAUGUGAUCUGCAGGAUGAUAUAAUAGUAGCAAGUAAUGCUUCUAUACAACAUCAAGAGAAAUACGAAGAGCCAGAAUCUGUUCAAGAGACUAAUGAUUUCUGCGAGAAACAUGCAGGCCAGACUUCUUCCUUUGAUCAAGGUGUCCCUGUAUUCGGUGAAACAGUGUAUCAAAUGAAAAAUACAUUUGAAACAGUUAUCACUGAAGAUGAUUCUACAAAUAUUGGUGAAACUGACAUGAAGGUUAGACAAAAUCAAGAUCAGUGUUUGGAAAAGGCAGAAUCUGAUUCUCAUUUGGUUAUGCUUGUUGAAGAAACAAUUCCCGAGUCUAUAGACAUAUGUAAGGAUGUGAAGGAGGCUAGAUUUGUGUCAGAUGAAGAGAUCAAUGAGAAUAGAUCUAACUCCUCUAGUGAGGAAAUGUUAUUCGACAAUGAACAUGAUAUAGAAGCAUCCCAGAUGCCUAGUAUGUCUGAAUGGAAACAAAGCCCUAUCGAAGAAGAGGAGGUUAAAUCAAUUCACAGAAAUAUAGAGGAGAGUCAUCAAGCAUCCAAAGCAAUGGAAGAGAAGAAAGCCAAUGAUAAGUCACAAAAGGUAGAGGUGGAUAAGGAACUCCUAAAAAAAAUUGAUGAAGCAAAAGAUAGAGAAAGAGAAAAGGAGAAAUUAGCUGUAGAAAGAGCUAUUCGUGAAGCUCGUGAAAGGGCAUUUGCUGAUGCAAGAGAAAGGGCAGCUUUGGAGAGAGUUGCAGCUGAAGCACGUCAAAAGAACAUUUUGAAUGGACGAGAACGGCUAAAAGCCACUAGUCAAGCAACUGAGAAAACACCGGCUGAGAAGGCUGCUAUAGAAGCAAAAAUUAAAUCUGAACGUGCUGCUGUGGAGAGAGCAACUGCAGAGGCAAGAACACGUGCCCUGGAGAGGGCACUGUCUGAGAAGGCUGCUUCUGAUGCAAAAACUAAAUCUGACAAGUCUGUUGCAGAGAAACACGGUGCUUCAAGAAGUAAUGGAACAAAGCAACAUUCAAAGUCUUUCAGCCAUGGAGUUCGCGGUUCUACCGAGGUCUUUGAUGGAGCUAAUGCCGACUCUGCUCAGAGAUGUAAAGCUAGGUCUGAGAGGCAUCAGAGAAUAGGGGAACGUGUGGCAAAGGCUCUUGCAGAAAAGAGUAUGCGUGAUCGGCUUGUGCAGAAAGAGCAAGAGGAGAGAAAUAGGGUAGCUGAAGCUCUCGAUGCUGAUGUUAAAAGGUGGUCUAGUGGGAAGGCAGGAAACUUGAGAGCAUUGCUUUCGACAUUACAAUAUAUCCUUGGACCCGAUAGCGGCUGGCAACCAAUUACUUUAACAGAAAUAGUAACCGCACCUGCUGUAAAGAAAGCUUAUCGUAAAGCUACUCUUUGUGUGCAUCCUGACAAGCUGCAGCAGCGAGGGGCCAGCGUUCAGCAAAAGUACACUUGUGAGAAGGUUUUCGAUCUUCUAAAGGAAGCUUGGAACAGAUUCAACAUGGAAGAAAGGUGAACAAUGCAUGAUAGUUUUCUGAUGAUCAUGCGCUCGGAGGUCACAAUUCUUUCAAGUGAAUAAUUCAAUGAAAAGUAAGAUCAUAUUCGAAUGUAGUAGGCAAAUUUAGAUGGCCUACAGGUGAAAACUUUCAAUAUAUAUAUAAAGCUCAUUGUUAUUUAUGUUCUA
This is a messenger RNA of Trifolium pratense (red clover), 4560 nucleotides long. RefSeq names its product auxilin-like protein 1. Gene Ontology annotation, cellular component: vesicle; intracellular membrane-bounded organelle; cytoplasm. NCBI's taxonomy places the organism in Eukaryota, Viridiplantae, Streptophyta, Magnoliopsida, Fabales, Fabaceae. The transcript is spliced from 7 exons. Bases 388 to 4392 code for a protein of 1334 amino acids. Gene Ontology annotation, molecular function: clathrin binding. The record is from RefSeq and is a predicted model, not a curated record. Gene Ontology annotation, biological process: clathrin-dependent endocytosis; clathrin coat disassembly.